AUGAAGAAUAAUAUUUCAAAGAGAAGUGGUGUGAGAAAGUAUCAAAAAUUAGAACAGCCACGCCUUCGAUGGACACCUGAACUUCAUCAAUACUUUGUUCAAACUGUUGAAAGUCUCGGUGGGAAACAGAAGGCAAGUCCGAAACAUAUUUUGAAUAUGAUGCAAGUGAAGGGACUCAAAAUCUCUCACAUUAAAAGCCAUCUUCAGAUGUACAGGAACGUGAAGGGAAAGACGAUACUUGAAGAAAAUUCACAAUGCAAUCAUUGCUUCACUUCUUCACCCCAAAGAUUGAAGAAUAUCACUCAAGAAUUUCAGCCUUUAUACAGUAAAGGACAUUCACAAACAAGUGAAACUGGUCAUUAUGAUUUAAAUCAGGUAAUGUUUUAA
Messenger RNA from Lathyrus sativus (Indian pea), 387 nucleotides. The record is from the annotation of a GenBank genome assembly. Lineage: Eukaryota; Viridiplantae; Streptophyta; Magnoliopsida; Fabales; Fabaceae.